Molecule: messenger RNA, 1174 nt
Organism: Plectropomus leopardus (leopard coralgrouper)
Lineage: Eukaryota; Metazoa; Chordata; Actinopteri; Perciformes; Serranidae
Gene: pithd1
Product: PITH (C-terminal proteasome-interacting domain of thioredoxin-like) domain containing 1
Cellular component (GO): nucleus
Source: RefSeq, a predicted model, not a curated record
GACGAAGAUUUCAGUUCGCUUCAGGCCGCGAAGCGAAACUCGCUGCUCACACUUUACUUUCUGAAAACAAACCGAACACGCUGCGCCUGUCACACUCGUGUUUGUCCGAGCUAACUGCGACGGGAAUCAGCGUUUCAGCUCCACGAUGUCCGGAAACGGCCACGGUCACGGACAGGGACACAGCUGCGGGUGCAAGGGUGAGCACGAGCCCGCGGAGAGGGGCCUGGAGUACGGACUCUACCGGCGGAUCGACCUGGAGAAGCUGCAGUGUCUGAACGAGAGCAGAGACGGGGACGGGAAGCUGGUGUUCAAACCGUGGGACCGGCGGCACGAGCGGGACAAGUACGUGGAGAGCGACGCAGAUGAAGAGCUGCUGUUCAACAUCCCUUUUACCGGCAGCGUGAAGCUGAAAGGUAUCAUCAUCUCUGGAGAAGAUGACGACUCUCAUCCAGCUGAGAUUCGACUGUACAAGAACAUCCCUCAGAUGUCGUUCGACGACACCGGCAGAGAACCUGAACAAGCCUUCAGACUCAACAGAGACCCCGCUGCUGAGCUCGAGUACCCGACAAAGAUUGCUCGUUUUUCCAACGUUAACCACCUCUCCAUCCACGUGUCAAAGAACUUUGGAGAAGAGAGCACCAGAGUUUACUACAUCGGUCUGAGAGGAGAAUACUCAGAGGCUCACAGACACGAAGUGACGAUCUGUAACUACGAGGCCGCAGCGAACCCUGCGGAUCACAAAGUGGAGAGCAUCAUCCCACAAACCAAUUUCAUUUCCUGAAGAAGCUUCAGAGAGUCGGGAGGAAGAGGAGAGGGACGAGGGGCGGUUUCUGCUGACUGUCACUGACACAAAAAGGUCAAAGAUGAGUUCAACGCUGCGUGGCUGCAGGUUGGUUGAGCUCGACCCGGACUGAGCACCGAAAUCUGAAGAGCAGAGAGCUUUAGACGCGUCUGGAAUGCCGAGUUGUUGCUCUGUUUCUACGGCAAUAAAGAGUGAAGGCUGAAUGUGGGCAAAAAGCUUAAUAAUAAAUGCAUGAAUUGACACUCAGAUAAAGUCUGUUAGCAGUUUAACCAGUAUACUCUGAUUAAUGUCUAAUUAUCCACCACUUCAAUACGCCACUAAAUAAAACACAGACAGCUGGAAAUAAACCAAGUGAUGGAACUUUUUGAUUAA